Molecule: messenger RNA, 1558 nt
Organism: Cucurbita moschata (crookneck pumpkin)
Lineage: Eukaryota; Viridiplantae; Streptophyta; Magnoliopsida; Cucurbitales; Cucurbitaceae
Product: transcription factor BHLH089-like
Exons: 6
Coding region: 257-1141 (294 amino acids)
Biological process (GO): regulation of DNA-templated transcription
Cellular component (GO): nucleus
Molecular function (GO): DNA-binding transcription factor activity; protein dimerization activity
Source: RefSeq, a predicted model, not a curated record
ACACACUUUUUUUCUCUCUCUUUCGCAAUCAUGAACACUACCUUUCACUCGUCUUCUCUCUGAACCUACUUAAACUGCACAUCUCUCCUUCUCCUCCUGGUUCUUUCAACUCACAUCUCUCAGGAACUGGAGGGGUUUUUGAAUCAGCUGAGUUUGAGAGCUUCUGCUUCUGGCUUUUCUCUCAUUCCGGCUAAUAUAAUAUGGGUUUUCUUCUGCUAAUUCAAACUUGAAUCCCCAGAAAUCUUUGGGAAAUGAGAUGGAUCCACCUACUCUGAUGAACCAAGGGUCAUUUCCUAAUGACGCUAAUGCCAAUGCGAAUGCGACGGCGUACAAUCUCUCCGAGAUGUGGCAGUUCCCAAUUAAUGGCGGAACUGGCGUUGAGGAAUCUGGAGGUGGGCUUGGAUUGAGAAUGGCUCAGUUUGCUCAUAAUUUGGGGCAGUUUGGAGAGAUUUCCAUGGAGAAUCCAGAAGUUUCGCGCGGUGAUCCAGUGAGUCAGAGAGUAGUAGGUCAUGGCCAUGGCGGUUCCAAGAAGCGGCGUGAUGCAGAGCUCGAUUCGGCUAAGGCCAGUUCCACCAGUAAUGGCAACAAUGGCAAUAGCGGCGGGGCGAAUGUCUCUGCUGGAAAACGCCUUAAAACAGCAGCAUGUAGAGAUGAUAAUCACGCAUCUAAAACAGAAGCAGAACCCAGAUCUGGCAAGGCCGAGUGUAACUCCCAGCCCCCACCAGAACAACCCAAACAGGAUUACAUUCAUGUGCGAGCAAGAAGGGGCCAAGCAACUGAUAGCCAUAGUUUGGCUGAACGGGCUAGAAGAGAAAAGAUAAGUGACAGAAUGAAAAUUCUUCAGGAUUUGGUCCCUGGGUGUAAUAAGGUCAUUGGAAAAGCACUUGUACUUGAUGAGAUAAUAAAUUACAUUCAAUCGCUUCAGCACCAGGUUGAGUUCUUGUCAAUGAAGCUUGAAGCAGUUAAUUCCAGAGUUAGUCCUGGCAUUGAAGUGUUUCCUCCUAAAGAUUAUGGUCAGCAGACAUUCGAUACAACUGGUGUUGCGUUUGGUUCACAAGCAACAAGAGAAUACAGCAGCCGUGGCCCAUCGCCAGAAUGGCUACACAUGCAGAUCGGUGGGGGCUUCGAAAGAACGACAUAGUCUAGUAAAUUCUGUCAGCCAUGCUUAUAAAAAGCAAGAAAGAGGGUAUAUUUGAGCUCUCAACAGGCAUUGUUCAUAUCGAAAAAUGAAAGGUAUGACACAAAUUUUAGAUUGAGGGAAGAAGAUAUGGAUGCUGUUCAUCAUAGAUCUGCUUUUGAGUUAGUGAUUGAACCAUCUGUUAGUGUGUUGGAAAGUAGAUUCUCUGAUAUCUCUGCUCAUAAACUCCUCCAUAUAAAAUACUAAAAAGUUGACCAUCUGCUGAACAAGCAUUAUUCUUGUCAAAAAUAAAGUAUUGCUUGGAAUGAAUUUUCUACAUUAUUAUUGUUGCACACCUUUUCUGAACUCUUCAAAGCUUUCAUAGCAUUUGAAGCCACCAUAGAUAUAAGCUUAGUUUUGUUCUUGAAAUAACCACUGUUC